This is a messenger RNA of Lolium rigidum, 1219 nucleotides long. RefSeq lists its product as uncharacterized. The transcript has 9 exons. Gene Ontology annotation, cellular component: membrane. The record is from RefSeq and is a predicted model, not a curated record. The coding region runs from base 176 to 1051 and encodes 291 amino acids. Lineage: Eukaryota; Viridiplantae; Streptophyta; Magnoliopsida; Poales; Poaceae. Gene Ontology annotation, biological process: lipid metabolic process. Gene Ontology annotation, molecular function: oxidoreductase activity, acting on the CH-CH group of donors.
UCCGCCGCCGGGUCGCACACCGCCGCCGCGCCGCCGUCGACCCAGUCCAACCCCUGCCCCUGUUAAAACACCCGGCCGGCCACUCUUUUUUCUCGUUAACGAGAAGGGGGAGCCCAUUAUAUUGGCACGAACUGGGACGGGAAGGAUAAAGAAACAAAUCCGGCAAAAGAAGGCGAUGGGCACCGUGCUGGAUUCCCACUUCCUGGCGCUCACCGCCCUCGUCACCGUUGGGUACCAGCUGGUGUUCUUCAUCAUCACUGCUCUCCUCCGCUUCGACAAGGUCACGGAUUUCGCCGGCAGUACAAACUUUGUCAUAAUUGCCGUCCUCACAGCAGCUUUGAAGGGAACAUGGCACUUCCGUCAGGUUGUGUUGACAGUGCUUGUCAUUGUUUGGGGACUUCGCUUAGCAGUGUUUUUACUAAUGAGGAUUUUGAAUUGGGGAGAGGAUAAACGGUUCGAUGAGAUGCGCAGCAACUUGGGAAAAUUAGCAGUAUUUUGGAUUUUCCAGGCUGUCUGGGUUUGGACUGUCAGCCUGCCUGUUACAAUUGUGAAUGCCAGUGACAGAAACCCUUCGAUUGAAGCUCGGGAUAUCAUUGGUUGGAUUAUGUGGGUCGUCGGGUUAUCUGUGGAAGCUAUUGCGGAUCAACAGAAGCUUACGUUCAAGAAUUCUCCAAGCAAUAAGGGAAAGUGGUGUAACGUGGGUCUUUGGAGUUAUACUCGCCACCCAAAUUACUUUGGCGAGAUGUUACUUUGGUGGGGCGUGUUUGUAGCAUCAGCCCCGGUUCUCUCGGGAGCUGAAUGGCUCGUAAUCUUGGGACCCAUCUUCCUGACAUUGUUGCUUCUUUUCGUUAGUGGGAUCCCACUUCUUGAGUCAUCUGCUGAUAAGCGCUUCGGUCGGUCAGAAGAGUACCGCACAUACAAGAACACCACAAGCCCUCUUAUCCCAUUGCCACCUGUUGUGUAUGGAGCUCUGCCUGACUGGUUCAAGGUAGCAUUCCUCCUGGAGCUGCCCCUCUACAAUCCUGGACCGGAACGCGACCCUGUCAGCUGAACACUGAAUGUGCAUUGUUCUGCUUUUAUCUUGAUUGAUUAUACAUGUACACUGUUAUUGUGGAUCACUGGUUAUUUCCCCCUUGAUUUCAGGGGUUUAGAGUGAGUUUGUGCAUAUGUAUUUUUCCAUAGUAUUCAAAAGAUAUCUUUACAAUUAAGGUUUGAUGUA